Zophobas morio is the source of this 998-nucleotide messenger RNA. RefSeq names its product fibrinogen C domain-containing protein 1-like. NCBI's taxonomy places the organism in Eukaryota, Metazoa, Arthropoda, Insecta, Coleoptera, Tenebrionidae. The transcript is spliced from 4 exons. The record is from RefSeq and is a predicted model, not a curated record. The coding region runs from base 54 to 944 and encodes 296 amino acids.
GUAUAAAUAAAAUGCCGGCAAGACAGUGACUGUAUAACCUACAAAGCGACAAAAUGGCCACUGACGUUCUAGGUUUACGUCCUUUUGUGAUUUUAGGCGUUAUAUUAGUCGGUCUAGCUAGUGCACCUCGGCCUGUCUUGAGUACCGUCUCCACCACCGAACACCCCUACGAAGACCACAGACCCGCCUGGUUUUUCAACCUCACCAAACGCCUAGGAAACCUAGAGUCCCAAAAUGCCCAAAUCUUGACCACCUUAAACACUGUCACUCAAAAACUUGCCCAACACCCAUCCAACUGCCUCGAGGUACAACAACGAGGCCAUAAUGCAUCCGGAGUCUACAACAUACAGCCAAAAUUUUCACCAAAACCGUUUCCCGUGUACUGCAACAUGGAGACACACGGAGGAGGGUGGACCUACUUCAUCCACAGGAACAGCGGCCAACUGGAUUUUUACUUGAAGUGGAACGACUACAAAAUCGGGUUUGGUGACCUGAGAGGGGAACACUGGCUAGGUUUGGAGCACCUGCAUCACCUCACUGCUUCUGACGAUAACGAAAUUUUGGUGGAAAUGGCGGACUGGGAUGGAGUGAGCGCGUACGCUCUUUAUGAUGCUUUUUUCGUGGGCUCGGAGGAAACGGGGUACGCUUUGAAAGCUCUGGGUGUCUACUCGGGGGACGCUGGGGACUCCAUGGGUGGCUACGCUGGUAUGAAAUUUACCACGCAAGAUAAGGAUCAGGAUACACGGGUCAAAAGUAACUGCGCGGUCGACGAAUAUGGAGCUUGGUGGUACAUCGCUUGUAGUGGGAGUAAUCCGACGUCGAGGUAUUUGAAACAGGCGAGGCAAGCCCCCUACAUGUAUAAUAUAAUGUACUGGUAUAGCUUCAGAGGAGCCGACUAUAGUCUGAAAAUGAUGAGAAUGAUGGUAAGACCUCGAAGAACCUAAGGAGUGUAGCUGCAAGCUCUCAAAUAAAGUUUUUUAAUAAUUUUAUUAGAAAAU